AUGAGUUACAUUGGGAUGUUCUUGACCAUUGCUAUCGCGCUUGGGAUCUCGCUGGCCGCUGGCGCCGUCGUGAUCCCGACUACCGCCCCUGCAUCCGCCGCAAACGUCGACAAAGCGCUUUUGAGUGUUUCCUUUGAAUUCUUUGCCUUCCCCGGCUAUACAGCUAUCGAAUCCACCGCUAACUGCCUCGCCAACAUCGCAACCCUACGCGGGGCUCCACCGGCUGUUCGUAUCGGAGGCACUACCCAAGAUCGUGCGACGUAUAAUCCCAGCCUAUCCACCGCUGUCAAUUAUACUGUUGCGAACGCUGGCGAUGCACCAGACACUCUGACAUACGGCCCAUCUUUUUUUACAUUAGCUGCCCAGAUGAAAGGGGACGUGACGGUGGGCCUUAAUCGCCGUCUCAAUAACCAGGCGAACACGCUGGCGGCUGCGUUGCAAGCGAAACAAGUGAUGCCAAACCUCCUGUCAAUAGAACUCGGGAAUGAACCGGAGUUCUACGCGUCCGGAUCGCCGAUUAUCCCUGGUGGUGGCUGGAAUCCAGCCGCUGAUGGUGCCAGUCAAAAGGCCUGGUUCACUAGCCUUGCUCCUUCCCUUGGUAACAUCUUCCAGGCGGCUGUCUACCUUCAGAUCCCCACAUGGAGUACUGCAGGCCUUGUACCGAUGCUAGGAUCGGCCAUCAAUUUCGUCAAAACAUUCUCUGGCCAUUCGUACCCUCAAUCAGCGUGUGGUGGGGCGAGCACGAAUUUACAGUCUCUAUUAAGCCAUUCGUCGAUUGUCUCUUACACGAGUCGGUUCAGAUCUGAAGCCAACGCCGCUCAUAACGCGGGGAAGCGGUACUUCCUAGGAGAGACAAAUUCGGCUACUUGUGGUGGCGGAGGCAUUAGCCCUACAUUUGGUGCAGCAUUAUGGAUUGUGGACUACGCCCUGCAAGCUGCCAUCAAUGGUAUUGAACGUCAGUACUUUCAUCAAGGAACUAUUGGGAACUGUCAAUACUGCUGGUGGGGCCGGUUCACCGUCGGAGCUCCAUUCUACGGCGUAGCAUUCGUCUCUGAAUUUCUUGGUACAGAUGGCACUAAGCUGGCUAUGCUUGAUGAUGGAACAAGCGCAGUGGCUGUGUAUGCCAUCUUCGAUUCAGCAGGCAGACCGGUCCGCUUGUUGGUGUACAACUCCAAUUUUUUCAACGGCUCGGGAACCAGGUCAAGCACUGUCGUUUCAUUCACCGGGGGCAAUUUGCCUACAAGUGGUUCAAGAACAUUGAAGCGACUGACCGCGCCAAGUGCCAUGUCUCGCGUUGAUCAAGGGGAAGCUGUGACAAUCGGAGGGGGAGGUACCUUUGAUUCUACCUGCAGGAAUGCAGGGACGCAAACGAGAGAGACCAUAUCGAUCAGCAAUGGUGACCUUUCUGUUACAGUCAGGGCGUCAGAAAGUGUAAUAGUAUACCUGUAA
Pleurotus ostreatus (oyster mushroom) is the source of this 1449-nucleotide messenger RNA. RefSeq lists its product as uncharacterized. The coding region runs from base 1 to 1449 and encodes 482 amino acids. The transcript is spliced from 8 exons. Lineage: Eukaryota; Fungi; Basidiomycota; Agaricomycetes; Agaricales; Pleurotaceae. The record is from RefSeq and is a predicted model, not a curated record.